GGGAGCUGCGGGACAGGGCGCCGCAACCACCACCUCUCCUCAAGGCGAGCGGGGCGGCGCUGCCAACCUCCCUCAGCACCUCCGGGGCGAGGCCCGCGCAGGGGCAGCUGCAGCGGAGGCUGCAGGUUGUGUAUCAUUGUGAGCAAUGGCCCCCUUCUUACGGAUAUCUUUCAACUCAUUUGAGCUGGGACCUGUACAGAAUCAAGGGGAACAACUACAACCUUUCUGUGCUAUCAAGAUGAAGGAAGCAUUGACUACAGAGAGAGGAAAAACUCUAGUUCAGAAGAAACCUACCAUGUAUCCAGAAUGGAAAUCAACUUUUGACGCCCACAUUUACGAAGGACGGGUGAUUCAGAUUGUUCUCAUGAAAGCAGCAGAAGAGCCAUUAUCUGAAGUGACUGUAGGCGUGUCGCUCCUGGCGGAGCGGUGCAAGAAAGGCAAUGGCAAAGCAGAAUUCUGGCUUGACCUACAACCUCAGGGGAAGGUGCUGAUGGCUGUGCAGUAUUUUUUGGAAGAUGCAGAUUGCAAACAAUCAAUGAGGGAGGAAGAGGGGACAGUAACUAUGAACAGGAGAGGAGCUAUCAAGCAAGCUAAAAUCCACUACAUCAAAAAUCAUGAAUUUAUUGCUACCUUCUUUGGACAACCUACGUUUUGCUCUGUCUGCAAAGACUUUGUAUGGGGACUCAACAAGCAGGGAUACAAAUGUAGGCAAUGCAAUGCUGCUAUUCAUAAGAAAUGUAUUGAUAAAAUCAUUGGGAGGUGUACUGGUACAGCAGCCAACAGCAGGGACACAAUGUUUCAAAAGGAACGUUUCAACAUUGACAUGCCUCAUCGCUUCAAAGUUUACAACUACAUGAGCCCUACCUUCUGCGACCACUGCGGCAGCCUGCUCUGGGGGCUGGUCAAACAGGGACUCAAAUGUGAAGAAUGUGGGAUGAAUGUGCACCAUAAAUGCCAGAAGAAGGUGGCAAACUUAUGUGGGAUAAACCAGAAGCUGCUAGCUGAAGCUUUAAAUCAAGUUAGCCAGAAAUCUACACGAAGGUCCGAUUCUGGAUCUGUAGAAAGCGUUGGUAUUUAUCAAGAUUUUGAUAAGAAACCUAGAGCUCCAGGAGACACAACAGAUAGCGGCGAGUACGAUAAACUCUGGGAGGGAAGCACAGCCAAAACAGCGUCACGAAUUGCAAGCAGGAGAAAAUUCAACAUAGACAGCUUUGUCUUCCAUAAAGUACUAGGGAAAGGAAGUUUUGGAAAGGUUCUGCUUGCUGAGCUGAAAGGGAAGAAUGAAUUCUUUGCUAUCAAAGCUCUGAAAAAAGAUGUGGUGCUAAUUGAUGAUGAUGUGGAAUGUACCAUGGUGGAAAAGCGGGUCCUCGCACUUGCAUGGGAAAAUCCGUUUCUCACACAUCUUUACUGCACUUUUCAGACAAAGGAUCACCUGUUCUUUGUUAUGGAGUUCCUGAAUGGGGGAGACCUGAUGUUCCACAUACAGGACAAGGGGCGGUUUGAUCUCUACAGAGCAACGUUUUAUGGAGCUGAAAUUUUAUGUGGGCUACAGUUUCUUCACAGCAAAGGCAUUAUUUAUAGGGACCUAAAACUGGACAAUGUAAUGCUUGAUAAAGAAGGCCACAUCAAAAUAGCUGAUUUUGGAAUGUGCAAAGAAAAUGUUGUUGGCGAGAACAAGGCAAGCACUUUCUGCGGGACCCCAGACUACAUUGCUCCUGAGAUCCUGCAAGGUUUGCGGUACACAUUCUCUGUGGACUGGUGGUCAUUUGGGGUCCUGCUGUACGAGAUGCUUAUUGGACAAUCCCCUUUCCAUGGGGACGAUGAAGAUGAGCUGUUUGAGUCGAUCCGAGUGGACAUCCCUCACUACCCACGCUGGAUUACCAAGGAAUCAAAAGACAUAUUAGAAAAGCUAUUUGAAAGGGAUCCAACACGACGACUUGGGGUGACUGGGAAUAUCAGAGACCAUCCUUUCUUCAAAACCAUCAACUGGACGGCGCUGGAGAAGAGGGAGGUGGAUCCUCCUUUCAGGCCCAAAGUGGUAUGUGGGUUAUUCUGUGUUCUGGAGCAGCACAGCAAGUGCUGGCCGAGGGGUGAUUUCUCUAAGUUUGGACGAUCCUACUGCAAGUUUAUAAAGGAGAUUGUUACGUAUCUCAAACAUACAGAUGGUUCAGUUACAAAGAGGUGCACUAUAUUCCUCGGACUGCCCUGAAAUCUUUCCUAUCAAGACUGCCUUCCCAUGCUCUCUCAGGGAGCUUCUUUACUAAUAGACUCUUCAGGAAAUCAAUUAAUAGCUCCGCUACUUAUUCUUAAAUCUUCAGAUCAUUAGAAAAAUACAAUGUUUUAUGUGCCUCGACCUUAGAAAUGCUGAUAGUUCCUUGCGUUUUUCUUUUCUGUAAUGCCACAUGGCAGAAGGACCAAUAACUUGGGGCUACUCACUUGGUAACUGCCUGCAGGCAUUCAGUACAAGCAUUAAGUAUGCACUGUUCCAAACUCAAUUGACAGUCUCCAAGUGAGCAAAAAGAUACAUGCUCUCUACUACUGAACUUAGAACUAUGUGUAAUGUACAUGUCUAAUGUUACCUGAAAAAAGACCUGAAGAACAGCCUGGCUGUUACUCACAGUCGUUAUCACUGUGGGCUGCUGCUGCAUCAUCUCACCUGGUUAGAAACUCAAACCAGUUUUCCUCCAGCCUGUUACGGGUAAAACGACUUGGAGGUAAUGCAGGCUCUUUAAAAUGUACUUACCUACUCGAUGGAGGAGAACUGUCCUGUUCAACAACAGGCAGCUUCGUGUUCCCAGAGGAAAGGGGACUCUGGCAACGUAAGGAUCCUACAAACAGUAACCCUCAGAGGUGCAGAGUGUAAAACGUGGUCUUUAGUAACGUGAACUCUUACGAAACAUACACAAAUAUUUUAUCCAGACAGAAAGCAGUGCUUUUUUUUCUCUGAACAAGUACAGACUGUAAAAUGCUUUCAGGAAUUUAAAAGUUUUGGUUAACAGCAAGAAAUGUUGGGCUUAAAUGUAAAUGCUGCAUUGCUUUUGUCAGUGGAGAGUCUUUGGGUAAUUGUAUGAAACAUAUCACCAGUCCAUGUGGUUCUUCUCCAAAGCAACCUGGUGCUAUUUGUUGUCAACUAACAAGCAAUUGCCCAGUUAUAACCUUACAGUGUUGCUGAAAUAGGCAAAAAGGAGAUUUUUCUCUAAAUCAGAGGGAAGAGGGAGGGAUGGAGCUCAAGGACUCCUAACCUUUUGUAUUUAAGUAAUCUGUUCUGGAAGAAAUGACAGUUUGUCUCAAACUAUCUUCCCUCUCCAUUUAACACAGAAGUCAGCAAGUGACUACAACAACUUCGACAGAGAAUUUCUGAGUGAGAAGCCAAAAUUGUCCUACAGUGACAAAAACCUGAUUGAGUCCAUGGAUCAGUCUGCAUUUGAUGGAUUUUCUUUUAUUAACCCUAAAUUUGAACAGAUCUUGGACAAGUAAGUCUCCGAACAGAGUCGGACUUUAAAGCAGGGUUAAACAUCAUAAACCGAAAAGGCCCAAGUGUUUUGCAUUCCAACGAUGUCGUGGAUACUUCAGAAUAAUACACAGUCAUGUGAUUAAUUAUGUCCAACUGCUGAGUUAUUGGCAGUGUUCUUUUAUGCAUGGUUGGGUUUAAGGUAUGUGAAUCGUGUAUUAUUUUCUCUAUUUGGGAAAAUGUAAAUUGUUUGGUACUUGAAUGUAGUUAUAUAUAUGUAUGUGCUGUAUAUUUUGCUCGAGAGAAGACAUUGGGAAUAGUAGAUGUCUUUUUAAAAAGUGUUUGAGCCCUUGGUUCUUUUACUUGUCCUCAAUUAAAAGAAAGUUACAUUAAACUUUCA
Grus americana (Whooping crane) is the source of this 3851-nucleotide messenger RNA. It is a transcript of the gene PRKCD, whose product is annotated as protein kinase C delta. Bases 146 to 2209 code for a protein of 687 amino acids. Lineage: Eukaryota; Metazoa; Chordata; Aves; Gruiformes; Gruidae. The record is from RefSeq and is a predicted model, not a curated record. Gene Ontology annotation, biological process: intracellular signal transduction; peptidyl-serine phosphorylation. The transcript is spliced from 17 exons. Gene Ontology annotation, molecular function: diacylglycerol-dependent serine/threonine kinase activity; ATP binding.